Molecule: messenger RNA, 9148 nt
Organism: Betta splendens (Siamese fighting fish)
Lineage: Eukaryota; Metazoa; Chordata; Actinopteri; Anabantiformes; Osphronemidae
Gene: myo10l1
Product: myosin X, like 1
Exons: 43
Coding region: 475-6702 (2075 amino acids)
Biological process (GO): signal transduction
Cellular component (GO): myosin complex; cytoskeleton
Molecular function (GO): cytoskeletal motor activity; protein binding; ATP binding
Source: RefSeq, a predicted model, not a curated record
UCGGUGCGUGCGGUGCACGGCGUCAAGCUCAUUGUGCCCCCCGACUGGUCCUCUCUCUCAGUCCAGAGCGCCUCACUCUCACCUUCACGCACACACACACACGCACACGCACACUCAGACAGUGAAGCGAGGCAGACCUGGAAAACGGGGGCACUUCACGUAGCAUUCCUCCAACGGAUCCCCGGCGUGGACAUUUUUCAUUUCCCAUCGCUGCCUCCUUGGAUUCUCCUCAUGUGGCCGCUUUUGCGCAUAGAGCCCGGCCGCUGCUGAGGCGUGUUUACCGGACUGGAGGGUUUCGUGGGGAGGAUCCACGCUUUGGUGAAUGGGAAACGCUGACCCACGGGCGCCGCUGCCUUUUCCCCGUCUCGACGAAAACGCGCACUCCUCGUUCGGUGGGAUUUGCGCACCUGAAACCGGGGCCGGUGUGUGCGCUGCGCCGGGCCGGGUGCGCGUCUGCUGGGAGGAGUAGCGAGGAUGGAGGCGUUUUUUACAGAGGGGGCCCGUGUUUGGGUCAGAGAGAAGGAGCAGCUUCUUCCCGCCACUGUCAACUCCUGUGGAGACGGAACCCUUGUGGUCACGACCGACUAUGGAGAGGUUCUGUACCUGCAGCAGGCCGAGGUUACGCGGGAGCGCGUGUACGCCAUGCACCAGUCCAGCAUCGACGGCGUGGAGGACAUGUCGUCGCUGGCCGAGCUGCACGAGGCCGCCAUCAUGCACAACCUGUACCAGCGCUACCAGAAGGACGACAUCUAUACUAACAUCGGCAGCAUCCUGGCGGCCGUCAACCCCUACAAGCAGAUCCCAGGUCUGUACGACCCGGACCGGGUGGACCUGUACUCCAAGCACCACCUAGGGGAGCUCCCCCCGCACAUCUUCGCCGUGGCCAACGAGUGCUACCGCUGCAUCUGGAAGCGCCACGACAGCCAGUGUGUCCUCAUCAGCGGCGAGUCGGGCGCCGGGAAGACGGAGAGCACCAAGCUGCUGCUGCAGUUCCUGUCCAUGAUGAGCCAGAACUCGGCUGGGACGGCGCCGGCGGAGAGGAGCACGCGCGUGGAGCAGGCCAUCGUGCAGAGCAGUCCGAUCAUGGAGGCGUUUGGCAACGCCAAGACUGUUUACAACAACAACUCCAGUCGCUUUGGGAAGUUCAUCCAGCUUCACUUCUCUGAGUGUGGCAACAUCCAGGGAGGCUGCGUGAUCGACUAUUUGCUGGAAAAGAACCGAGUGGUGCGACAAAACCCCGGAGAGCGAAACUACCACAUCUUCUAUGCUCUGCUGGCAGGAGCGAACAAAGAGCAUAAAAGUCUCUACUUCCUGGAGGAGCCUGCCGAAUCCUACCACUACCUCAGCCAGUCAGGAUGUCUGAAGGACAAGAGCCUCAACGACAAAGAACUGUUCAACAGUGUCAUGGAGGCGCUGAAGGUGUUAGAGUUCACCGAGGAGGAGAUCAGAGACAUGUUUAAGCUGCUUUCAGGGGUCCUACAGCUUGGCAACAUCGAGUUCAUGCUCGCAGGAGGAGCCCAGAUCACCACUAAACAAGUGGUCACUAAUGCCAGCGAGCUGCUGGGGUUGGACGCCUUCCAGCUGUCCGAAGUCCUGACUCAGCGCUCCAUCAUACUCCGAGGAGAGGAGAUCUGCUCCCCACUCACCAUAGAGCAGGCUGUUGACUCCCGGGACUCUGUUGCCAUGGCGCUGUAUUCCCAGUGUUUCUCCUGGAUCAUCCUCAAGAUAAACCAGAAAAUCAAAGGGAAGGAAAAUUUCAAAUCCAUCGGGAUUCUUGACAUCUUUGGCUUUGAGAACUUUGAGGUCAAUCGAUUCGAGCAGUUUAACAUCAACUACGCCAACGAGAAGCUUCAGGAGUACUUCAACAAGCACAUCUUCUCGCUGGAGCAGCUGGAGUACAACAGGGAAGGCGUUCAGUGGGACGCCAUAGACUGGAUGGACAACGCCGAGUGUCUGGAUCUCAUAGAGAAGAAACUGGGCUUGUUGGCACUGGUGAAUGAGGAGAGUCGGUUCCCUAAAGGAACGGACUUCACUCUGCUGGAGAAGCUGCACAGCAGACACUCUACAAACCCGUACUACGUCAAGCCCAGACUUGCUGAUCAUCAGUUUGGUAUUAAACAUUACGCAGGGGAGGUGCUGUAUGACGUGAAAGGCAUCCUGGAGAAGAACAGGGACACCUUUAGAGAUGACAUCCUGAACAUGCUGAAGGACAGCAGGCUGGACUUCAUCUAUGACUUGUUCGAGAAGGUCGGCAGUAGGAACAACGAGGAGAAGAUGGGAACAGCCCGACGCAAACCUACCGUCAGCUCCCAGUUCAGGGACUCCCUUCAUGCUCUCAUGGCCACUCUGAGUGUAUCCAACCCUUUCUUCAUUCGCUGCAUUAAACCCAACAUGGAAAAGAAGUCAAACGAGUUUGACCCGGAGGUCGUGCUGAACCAGCUGAGGUAUUCCGGCAUGUUGGAGACGGUGAAGAUCCGCCGUGCCGGGUUUCCCGUCCGCAGGACCUUCAAAGACUUCUUCUCUCGCUACAAGAUCAUUGCAAAAGAAAAGGUGCCAGCAGCCGGAGAUGACAAAAAGAGGAGUACAGACCUUCUCUUCAAAUAUGAUAAGACCAAGAAAGAGUGGCAGUUAGGAAAAACCAAGGUCUUUAUGAAAGAGUCUCUGGAGCAGCGUUUAGAGAAAGACAGGGAUGAAGUCCGACGUCAGGCUGCCAUGAUAAUCCGAGCUCACCUUCUCACUUUCUCUGCUAAGAAGCACUUCAAGCGCGUGCGCGUCAGCAUCGUCACCCUCCAGAAGCACUUCCGAAAGCACAUCCAACACAGGAGGUACGUGAAGCAACGCAAGGCAACGCUGGUGCUGCAGAAGCACAGGCGAGGCCAGGUGGCCCGCGCUCGGGUUCGGAAGCUCAGAGAGGAGAAGAAGAAGAAGGAGGAGGAGCAGAGGAAGAAGGAGGAGGAGGAGAAGAAGGCGGCGAAAGGAGGAGAGCAGGAGGAGGCGGAGGAUGACGAAGACAAGAAAACCAAAUCCACAGAGGACGAGGCCCGGCAGAUGGAGGAGAUCCUGCAGCUGGAGCGGGAGAUCGAGCGCCUGCAGAAGAAGAGGGAGGACGAGGUGUCCCAGCUGUGCGAGUCCUCCAAGCAGGAGCUGCAGCUGCGGCGCGACGCCGAGCUCAAGCGCAUGAAGAAGGAGGCGUCGCGCAAGGCCACGCAGCUCAUCGACCUGCUGGACUUCGGCGGCGUGGACCCGGCGGCGGCGGCGGCGGGCGGAGCCAAGCCCGCCGCCGACGAGAAGGCCCAGAGGGCGGCGGGCGGCGCCGGCAGGGGUGCGACCGGGGAGGAGGAGGUGGACGAGGGCUUCCACGCGGAGGAGGAGUGCAUCCCGCUGCCCGACUUCCCUCCGCCCGCGGACACGGACGCCCCGCUGGAUCAGGACAUCUUCGCCCAGCUGCCGCCGCCGCCGCCCGCCUUCGCCGAGGGAACCGUGCCCGCCGCGCCGCCGCCCCCGCCUCCGCUGCCCGCGGAUGCCGGGCCUGUCGCGGGAGUCCCUCCACCGCCCCCCCUCCCUCCGCCCGGAGACGGCUCGGCCGCCCCUCCCCCGGGAGAGGGAGCGAAGGAGGAGGCCAAGGUCGAGCCGGAGAGGAAGGUGAGCAUGGUGGAGAGCCUGGUGGACGGAGAGGAGCCCAUCUACAGCAUGCCCGCGGACACCGAGUCCGACUACGACCAGGAGGAGGAGGAGGGGUCGGUCACCGCCGGAGACGACAGCUCCGUGUCCGGGAGCAACCGCGGGAGCGCGGCGGUGGCGGACGAGGAGCAUCCGAGGAAGUCGACCUGCACCAACGCCAGCAUCGAGUCCUACAGAGGCAGCUCUGACUCUUAUGCAGACAGUGAUGACGAGCACGAUGGGAUGAUGGACACAGAUGAAGAAGUGACUAACGGCAGAGUGACUUUGCUGAAUGGAAACGGACCUCCCUAUUUCCACGGAUACCUCUACAUGAAGGCGGGUCUGAUGAUUCCCUGGAGGAGGCGGUGGUGCGUGCUGAAAGACGAAACCUUCAUGUGGUUCCGCUCCAAGCAGGAGUCUCUCAAGUCGGGCUGGCUCUACAAGAAGGGAGGAGGCCUGUCCACGCUCUCCCGCAGGUUGAACUGGAAGAUGCGUUGGUUCGUGUUGAGAGACAGCAAACUGAUGUACUACGACAACGACAGCGAGGAGAAGCUGAAGGGAACCAUCGACAUCCGGGCGGCCAAGGAGAUCGUGGACAAUCACGAGAAGGAGAACGCCCUGAACAUCGUGACCGACGAGCGUACGUAUCAGGUGUUUGCUGAGUCGCCUGAGGACGCGAGUGGCUGGUUCAAUGUGCUCAGCAAAGUGCGGGUGUGUACUCCUGAGCAGCUGCUGGAGAUGUCCCACGAGCAGGCCAACCCGAAGAACGCUGUGGGAACGCUGGACGUCGGGCUGAUCGACUCUGUCUGUGCGUCCGACAACCCCGAUCGGCCCAACUCCUUCGUCAUCAUCACGGCCAACCGCGUGAUCCACUGCAACAGCGACACGCCGGAGGAGAUGCAUCACUGGAUCAGCCUGCUGCAGAAACCCAAAGGAGACGCCAGGAUCGAUGGCCAGGAGUUCCUGGUCAGAGGCUGGCUCCAAAAGGAGAUGAAGACCAACGCUAAGAGCACGUCCCUGAAGCUGAAGAAGCGCUGGUUUGUUUUGACCCACAACUCGCUGGAUUACUACAAGAGCUCGGAGCGAAACUCCUCCAAGAUGGGAACUCUGGUCCUGAACUCCCUCUGCUCCGUCAUUCAGCCGGACGAGCGGGUGCACCGGGAGACAGGCUAUUGGAACAUCAUAGUUUACGGGAGGAAGCACUCGUACCGCCUUUAUACCAAGAUGCUGAACGAGGCCAUGAGGUGGACAGCCGCUAUCCAGGGCGUCAUAGACAGCAAGACCCCCAUAGAGACGCCGACGCUGCAGCUGAUCAGAGACAUCAAGGAGAACAGCGUGAACCCAGACGUGGUGGAGCAGAUGUACAGGAGGAACCCCAUCCUCAGAUACACGCAGCAUCCUCUGCACGCGCCGCUGCUGCCGCUCCCGUACGGGGAGGUCACCAGCCUGCAAAGGCAGCAGGGCUACGCCAGCCUGCAGGACGAGGCCGUGCGGGUUUUCAACUCCCUGCAGGAGAUGGAGACGCUGGCGGACACGGUGCCCAUCAUCCAGGGCAUCCUGCAGACCUGCCAGGACCUGCGCCCUCUCAGGGAUGAGGUGUACUGUCAGGUGAUCAAGCAGACCAAUCACGUGCCUCAGCCAAACAGCCCAGCCAAUCGAGCGCACUGGCACCUGCUCACCUGCAUGAGCUGCACCUUCCUGCCCAGUCGAGCCAUCCUCCGAUACCUCCGCUUCCACCUCAAGAGGGUGCGCGAGCGUUACCCCGGCGCGGACAUUGAGCGCUACGCCACGUUCAUCGGGGAAUCCCUGAAGAAGACCAAGACCCGCGAGUUUGUUCCCUCUCAGGAGGAGAUCGCCGCCCUGCUGGUGAGGCAGGAGAUGAGCACCACGGUCUACUGCCACGGAGGUGGCUCCUGCAAGAUCUCCAUCAACUCACACACCACGGCUGGAGAGGUGGUGGAGAAGCUGAUCAGAGGUCUGGCGAUGGAGGAGAGCAAGAACCUGUUCUCGCUGUUCGAGCACAACUGCUUCACGGACCGCGCACUGGAGAGCAGAGUGAUCGUGGCCGACGUCCUCGCCAAGUUUGAAAGACUGGCGGGCAGUGAGGAAGAGGAGGAAGAGGGAGAAUGGAAACUCUACUUUAAGCUCUACUGCUUCCUGGAUGUGGAGAGCAUGCCCAAAGAGGGAGUGGAGUUUGCCUUCAUGUUUGAGCAGGCUCACGAGUCCCUCAUCAGCGGCCACUUUCCGGCCUCGGAGGAGACUCUGCAGCACCUGGCGGCGUUGCGCCUCCAGUAUCUCCACGGCGACGGGGCGGGUCGAGCCGGCUGGAGCCUGGGCAGCGUUUACCCCAUCGGGCGUCUCCGCAGUCGCAUCCUCCAUUCCACCAAGCCGGGUGUGGGGACGGCCGGUGGAGCGGGAGGAGGCGGAGGGGGAGGCGCGGGAGACGGGAAGGGAAUGGCGGGGGGCCCGGGAGGCAUCGGGCCUGGGAUUGAGAAACGAAAGACUCCCAGUUUCCUGGACGGCACCUUGAGGAGAAGCUUCAAAACUGGGUCACUGAAGAAACAGAAGGUGGAGGAGGAGCAGAUGCUGGAGAUGUGGGUGAAGGAGGAGACGUCGGCCACGCGGACCAGCGUUCUGGAGAAGUGGACCCGGCUGCAGGGAAUGCCCCAGCACCAAGCCAUGCUCAAAUACAUGAGCAUCAUUAAGGAGUGGCCUGGAUACGGGUCCACUCUGUUUGAUGUGGAGUGUAAGGAGGGAGGGUUCCCUCAUGACCUGUGGCUGGGGGUGAGCGCUGACAACGUGUCCGUGUACAAGCGAGGGGAGCCCAAACCUCUGGAGACCUUCAAGUACGAGCACAUCACCUUCUUCGGGGCGUCACAGCCCUGCACCUACAAGAUCAUCGUGGACGAGAGGGAGAUGUUCUUCGAAACCCCCCUGGUGGGCGAGAUCACCAAGAUCAUGAGGGCUUACAUCAACAUGAUGGUGAAGAAGCGCUGCAGCAUCAUGUCCGUGACCAGCGUCACCAGCUCCUGGGCCAGGUGAUCGCCGGCGAGGCGGCCGAGCGGAGCCGCGGGGCUGAGGGAGAGGAGCCGGAUCCGUCGGGUCGGAUGGAGAUCCGGUCGCCGACGAGCAUGACACUGACAACGCACAACUCGGGACAGUUCUCUCCAGCGUGUGGUCCUGCAUGUAGAUGUUCAAGCAAUCGUUCUCCGGACACACACACACCAAAACUCACAUAACAAGCACAAGUCCCACCCCCCCCACUCUCUCAGUCUCUCUCUUUCUCUUCACGCGCCCCUGUUGCAUCCUCGUCUUGAGUUUGGACGAUGAAUUUUGCACUCGUGCUCGCGUUCUCUUUGUCGUUCUCUCGCCGUCGUUCAUCUGCAACACCUGUCACGUCCGAUGUGUGACUGAGAGAAAGGGACUCCGCCGCGGUUCUUCUCCACGGCCCCUGGAGCCACAGCGUUCGCGCGCUCCCUCAUCAGUGCCACCGUGUGGCCAUGCAAAGAAGAACAACAAUCCUAUGGAGAUUUAUGAGAAGCGGUUUUGAUUUGGAGAGAGUCUGUGCAUGGCUCUAUAGGAACAGCUUAACGUCCCCAUAUGUCUACAUGUAACAGCAUAAAUCUACUGUAUAUUCACAUGCGUGUACACGAACUCAACCAGCUUGUACCUUUUUGUACUGUAUAUCACACAUUAUAAGAACGACUGAUGAAUUUCCAGUAUCCACUGCACUGUACAGAAUAUAGAUGCUAUAUAAAUGCAAUGUGACACCUGCUGCGCAAACCGCUGUACUGUACAUGCAAGUGAAUGGUGUUGAUAACGACCUAAAUAAUGUCUGAAUAUGAUGCCAAUCCACUGGCUGUGCCAUCAAUGUGACUCACGGUGAAGUAAGAUUUAGUAAAAACACUGAGUUUAUUGACACAGGUCAUGUUUUCAGUGUUGUAUGAUUUUAGUAUUGUUGUAUGUGUUGGACCUCAGAGCCAUAAAAUACUGUGUCUGCUACUGUUAUUCUCACUUUUCUUUACUGAGGAGAUCAGAAACUUAUAUAAUAAUACAUCCAAAAUCCAUUUAGUGUUUUUUUUAAUCUCUUUAUCAACAUGUGACUUUUCUUACUGAUACUACUGUUAUUAUCGUCCCCUCUUAUCUUAACCGCCCUAACCAAGUGCUGUGUCGGGAAUGCUGCUGUGUGUGUGAGUGUAGUCAUGGUGUAAAGUAAUUUAAACUGUUGAAAAAGAAACAGGGAAUGUGAACACAGGUGUGAAUCACUGAGCGUGUUCCUUGGGAAUAAGACAUGACCCUUUGCAAAGAAUGGUGUUGUAGUUGUGAAUCAAGGGGUCAAGCAUGGAAAUAUAAGGGAGGGUUAGGGCUCGGUAUUUCUUACUGUACUGUAUGUAUUACAAUGUGUGUAUGGGAGAAUUAUGUAUUAUAAAAUAAUGGGUUUGCUUCAGUAUCAUUGUAAGAGGAGCAGAGAAGACACUGUGAGGAUAUGAGCUCAGAUCUGCUGAAGGUUUUCACUGCUUUGGGUGUCUGUGUUUAAGUGCAAGAGAAAGGUUCUGUUCACAUCACUGACUAUGUGGCACUACAGGUAGACAACAGAAUCCCUCACGCACAACACCGCUGGGACACGAUAGAUUUUAUAUCACAAUAACGUGGUGACAGUAAAACAUCCAGUUUGGCCGAGUGAAGGUUUCUAAAGCCAACAUCAAAGUGAGGUUUAACAUCUUGGGUCUGUUUUCUAUCUGAAGUGCUGCAAACAGUGCCGUAGCCAGCAUUUUAGAAACACCAAGGUCAUGACCCUCACGUUCUCACCCUCCAAAAAGCACCAAGAACUUACUGUAUUACUACUGAUAUGUUUCAUUUAUUGUUUAUUCUAUUUAUAUCAUUAUUAUAUAAAAUUAAAUGUAAUAAUAUAACAAGAAAAGAUGAAGAAGACACUAAACUAAGGGCAAAAUCUUAAGUAAGAAUAGCUGCUCACAAUUAAAACUACUGGGUCUUGGUGUUUGUUGUUGUGGCCCUGGCUGCACACACUUCCUGCCUGUAGAGUUAGAAUAAGCAGAACUCACUCAGGUUCCAGUCUGAGCUUAUUAUAUUACAUUUAUUAAGCCAUAAACAAUGAGGAGCUUGGAGCUGUCCUAGUUAUUCUACAUCUGGUUCUGUGUGUGAGUCGGAAGAUGUUUCCCUGCAGUGACUGAAAUGUGAUCAGUGUCUUUGCCGGAGUGAAUUUUAAAUUGAAGUAAGAUUUUUAAAGAGUCCGAUCACAAAUCUGUCUUCAAGGGCAACUUUGUGGCAAAGGGUCCUGUUAUCAGCCGCAGGCGGCCAGAGUGGGGCCCGUUCUUAUCUUCUGUUAUGCUUAUCAUCAUCCUCACAUGGUAAACGUUGUGCUUGUUACAGAAAAAGAGAAAGAGAGAGAUGUGUGUGUUGUUCUUUUUUUAUUUGUAACUGGCUUUACAAAAUCAUGCUUUAAUAAAUUAUUGGAAAGUCUCCUCAA